This is a messenger RNA of Rangifer tarandus platyrhynchus (Svalbard reindeer), 993 nucleotides long. Lineage: Eukaryota; Metazoa; Chordata; Mammalia; Artiodactyla; Cervidae. The record is from the annotation of a GenBank genome assembly.
AUGGAACCACGUAAUGAUACAAAAAUUUCAGAAUUUCUCCUUCUGGGAUUUUCAGAGGAACCAGAACUGCAGCCCCUCAUAUUUGGGCUUUUCCUCUCCAUGUACCUGAUCACUGUGUUUGGAAACCUGCUCAUCAUCCUGCUCGUCAGCUCAGACUCCCACCUCCACACCCCCAUGUACUUCUUCCUCUCCAACCUGUCUUUUGUAGACAUCUGCUUCACCUCCACCACCAUCCCAAAGAUGCUGUGGAACAUCAAAACUCAAAGCAAAGUUAUAACCUAUGAAGGUUGCAUCACACAAAUUUAUUUUUUCAUACUCUCUGCAAUGUAUUUUUACAUACUCUUUGCAGCAUUGGAUGAUUUUCUGCUGACCAUGAUGGCCUAUGACCGCUUCUUGGCCAUCUGCCACCCCCUGCACUACACAGUCAUCAUGAACCCCCGACUCUGUGGACUGCUGGUGUUGGUGUGCUGGCUCGUUAGUGCCCUGUUUUCCUUGUUAGAAAGCUUACUGGUGCUACAGCUGUCCUUCUGUACAGACUUGGAAAUCCCCCACUUUUUCUGUGAAAUCAAACAGGUUGUACUACUAGCCUGUAGUGACACUUUUCUUAGUGAUGUCUUUAUGUAUUUUACAUCCGUGCUGUUGGGUGGUGGCCCCCUGGCUGGUAUUCUUUACUCUUACUCUAAGAUAGUGUUCUCCAUACGUGGAAUCUCAUCACCUCAGGGGAAAUAUAAAGCAUUUUCCACCUGUGUAUCGCACCUCUCAGUUGUCUUCUUAUAUUAUUGUUCAAGCCUAGGAGUGUACCUUAGUUCUACUGGUGCCCACAGCUCACAUUCAAGUGCAACAGCCUCAGUGAUGUACACUGUGGUCACACCCAUGCUGAACCCCUUCAUCUAUAGUCUAAGAAAUAAAGACAUAAAAAGCACUCUGAAAAGAUUCUUUCAGAUGGCAGUUAUAAAAAGGAAAAUUGUUCUGGAUCUGAAGAAUCAUCCUUGA